Molecule: messenger RNA, 3672 nt
Organism: Magnusiomyces paraingens
Lineage: Eukaryota; Fungi; Ascomycota; Dipodascomycetes; Dipodascales; Dipodascaceae
Exons: 1
Coding region: 1-3672 (1223 amino acids)
Biological process (GO): regulation of GTPase activity; signal transduction
Cellular component (GO): cytoplasm
Molecular function (GO): phosphatidylinositol binding
Source: RefSeq, a predicted model, not a curated record
AUGAACUCAAUAACAAUCGACUCGCCUCAAAAAGAAAAAACAGCUGAAAAUUUAUCGGGGCUUCGUUCUCCCUUAAUAUUGGACACUCAAUCAUCCUUGAAAAAUCUUAAUUUUUUUGAUCCCGAUUCAUCUAAUAAUAGUAAGUUUACUACUAUUCAAAAUCUUGAAACAACAGCAUUUUCAUCUGACGACAACAGAAGUACAUAUGUGAAUUCGGAAUUUUUGUCGGAAAAUGGAUACGAAAAAGAAGAUGAUCAAAUUAGCUUACAAGAUGAUAACGAAUCGAAUUAUGAUCUUGAUAUCACACAUAGCAAAACAAAUUCUCAAACUUCUCUUGUUGCUCGAAAGGAAGAAACAGCAAAAAGCCUGCCAAACUCAAUUCCUACCACACCUUCUUCUGUUGCCCCCCCCGAACAACCUUUAUCAGCCACUUCUCAGUAUUCUGUCAAUGUGGUAACUACAGGGAAUUCGCCUGUAAUAUCUUCAUAUUCUUUGGAAAACUGUUCCUUUAGUGAACUUAAAAACAUUUUAAGUGAGAAGCUCAUUCAGUUAUCACAAGUGCAACAUCAAAACUCUCAAUUAUGGACAUUAGUAAAUAAACAACGAACAAUGAUUUUUGAUCUCCAAAGAGAUUUUGAUAAUGCCGUCGACCAAAACGAAAAAUUAGCUAAACAAUUGGAAAGUUUAAAGACUACGAAAGAGCAAUCUAACUCAGAGUUAAAUAGCAUUGAAAAUAACAAUAGCUCUAAAAAUUCUGCUUUAAAUAAAACCUCAUCUUUAUCGUCGACAACGUUUAAAAUUUCUCGAAAACCUAGUAAAAAUGAAAUAUUUUCGUCGGUCGCCGAAGUUUCAAAUAUCUUAAGAGACAACAAUACCAAUACCUCCAAUAGUUUUGAAGAAGAAAAAUCAAAGAAGAUAUCAUCUUCAGCUUUGUCUCUAAUAAAAACUGGGUCAAAAAGUACAUUUGAUGAUCAGUUUCAAGUCAGUUGUGAAAAUAAUGAAGAUGUUGCAGGUAACUGCGCAAUUCAAGAAAAUAAUCCAUAUAUUGAAACGCGUUUGCAGAGUACUGAUUCGCAAUUUCCUAACCUUUCAAGUACAAAUUUACCAACAAUAAAACACCGACCUCCCCCUAUUAUGGUUCCAUCAGAACCUGAUACUAAAUCGGUUUUGUCUGCCACUGUUAAUGAGUCAACAAACAGUGAAACUAAUAAAACACUAAAUCUAUCAGUAACCCCUUUGAGAUCACCGUCUUUAGAAUCAAUGGUUUCAUCGCCUAGUAUUUCCAAAACUCCGCAAUCCUCUGUCAAUCCAAAGAGUCCAUUUGAUUUUUCUGCGCACACUUUAUCUACAGAAGAAGAAACUUUAAGCAACCAAGUAUCUCCGCGCCGUUCCAAUUCCUCGGUUCAAAGAUCACCUGUUUUAUACGUACAACCAGAAAAUAUAUCCACUAUUUCUCUUGAAAUAAGCACACUUAUAGGGAAGAUUAAGCCUAUUUACAGAUCUCGUCGUGAAGAUCCGAUUGCUAUAAUUAGUGCUUUAGACCGAGACUCUGGAAAAGAACUGUGGAAGAUUAUGAAAGAUUACACUGCUCUUCAAGCUCUUGACAAUAUCAUUCGACCAUCUAUGCAUUCAUUUAACUUGCCUAAGCUUCCAGAAAAAUCCAUGUUUCAAUCCCAUGCUCCCACUCGUGUGGACGCUCGCAAAGUAGCUCUUGAAUCAUAUUUUUCUUUUUUGCUUUCAACAAAAAUAUCCUUGCCGGUUGCAAAUGUAUUAUGUGAAUUUCUUUCGACAGAUGCGAUAGAUCCAAUGGAUAUUCCAGAUAAUCUAUCUCGAUAUGAAGGGUAUUUAACUAAACGCGGGAAAAAAAUUAAGGUUUGGAAAGUCAGAUACUUCGUUAUUGAGGAUGAUUUGUUAAAUUAUUAUGAUAAACCUGGUGGAGAGCUUCAAGGCUCUAUAUCGUUACAAAAUGCUAAAAUUGGAAGACAAGCUAAGAAUGAAAAUGAUUUAAAUCCUGAAGAGUCAGUUGAGAAGGCUUUUCGGCACGCAUUUCUUAUUUUGGAGCACAAAAAGAAGAGCUAUAUUCGUCAUGUGUUAUGCGCUGAAUCAGAUGAAGAUAGAGAUCGUUGGAUUAAGGCUCUUUUUGAAGCAAUUGCUGAAUAUACUAAUUCUUCUCUGACUAGUUCAAUGCCUUUCACACCUACUACAAACAAUGCACUUUUCAACACUUCACAAACAGUAUUGGAAGAACUAACUUCUCCAACACAUCGAAUUGGAAAAUUAGACGAAAAUUCUAGACUAUCGAAUAUCCCUCCUCCUUGCAUCAAUGGCACAACUUCGACCAACAGUCCUAUAUCACCAAUAUCCGUUACCCAAUUAGUUACCAAAAGUAUUCCUAAUAAAAAUACUUUAUCAUCAACAAAGUUGACAGAUUCAUCCAGCAAAAUUAGCAAUGAGUCAUCGCUUUUUCAUGAUCUUCGGCCAACAGGAAGUGCUGCAACAACUCACAGCGUAAAUAGCGCUAGCAACACAAAUUUAAUGGAUCCUAUUGAUUUAAUUGUAGAUGCUGAUGAGACAGAUAAUUUUAAAGACGGCAAAAAACCAAAAAAGAAAAGUUUUUUUUCUUUUAGAAACAAAAUAAAUCCACCUACUACCGGAUUAAGUUCAUAUGCCACCUCUGCUGUGAAUUCGGACCAUUCAUUUAAUGAAUUUCAGUCAACUCCUUAUUCUUCUGUUGAACAGCAAUCCCUACCUUCAGCAAAUUUUGAUUCAUGCUCACAACUACAUUCUCAGACUCCUCUGUUAAGUCCUCGCCCUCAGCAACUCACUCCUCAGACUUCUCAAAAUUUAAGUAAUUAUGAGAAAAAUGUUCAAAAACAUCUUAAUAGUAAUUUAGAUGACUCAUUUUCACAUUCUACAGAUACUUCUAACAGCGAGGAGAUUCGAAGUUUAGAUCAUAAUAACAAUAAAGCAAAUAUUAAUGGUUUGAAUGAUAUUUCUAAUUUCAGUUCGUCUUCAGCUUUGCCAGAUGGGACAUCAAAACGGAUAUUUGGAAUUCCUUUAAAUGAAGCAGUUCAACUUUCGUAUAAAGAUGUUCAUCACUGCAGAGUUCCAUCGAUAGUUUAUCGAUGUAUUGAAUUACUUAAAGUUCGUGAUGCUAUAUUUGAAGAAGGAAUAUUUAGACUCAGUGGCUCGACUGCAACUAUUCGACUUUUGAAGGAAAGAUUUAAUAAUGAAUAUGAUGUGGACUUGGUGAACAGUGAUAUCUAUUACGAUAUACAUGCUGUUGCAGGUUUGUUAAAACUUUAUCUACGUGAAAUACCCACUUUAAUAUUGUCUUCAUAUCUUGCACCAGAGUUUCGGGAUGCCGUUGAAAUCCCUAAUGUUACAACUAAAAUUCUUAAACUUAAAUCACUAGUUCAAGAACUUCCCCGUGAAAAUAGAGAUCUACUGUGUGUUUUAUGCUCACUUCUCACCGAGGUCAUUGCUCAUCAAGAUAUAAAUAAGAUGAACUUAAGGAAUGUUGGCAUCGUAUUUGCAUUGACAUUAAAUAUAUCAUCUUCUGUUCUUACGUCUUUCUUGACCGAUUUCGAUUCUAUUUUUGGUGAUGCAGCUCCUGAUGAAACAAAGGCAAGAGAAUUUGUUGAAUUUCCAUCUCAUACAGAAAUGCUAUAG